AUGGCAAACCCUAUCAAUGUCAGCGAUGCCCCCGUGCAUUCGCCCGGUUGGAGCAUCUCCAACGUCAUGACCGGUCGCGUAAGCCUCUGUCCACCACCAAAAUCUACUUCUGCUGAUCCACUGUUAGACACCAAGGAGAAGCCGUACGGCUGUGUCCGGUGCCAAAAGGCGUUUACGCGCAAAGAUCUCCUGGUGCGCCAUGAACGCCUGGCACAUUCGGCCGGUAGUCCGGCUCAUCAUCCACCGCAGACACCAUCCCCUGCUCACCCCGCCGUGGAUGGCUUGGAUACGUUGGCAUCCGUGGUGACUGACCAUGCUGAUGCGAGCCAUCGCGCCAUUUCGGGGAGCAAUGCUCAUUUUCCGACCGAUUUGUCGGCGACCGUGCAUCGUGCACCGAUGCUAGGCGCGCCCUUGGCUGCUAGUCACACCCCGUCAGCAGGGCCGACCACUCCUAUCCCGGGGCCGGAAUUUGGAUAUGCAUUAGGUGGAAUCCCAGCCGCUACGUACGAAGGAAAUGACUUCACCUCUUUCUUGGAUAGCGUGCCUCUGCCCAGUCAUCCUUAUUCCCCCGCGUACCAGCCGCUGCCAUUGUUUCCACCAUUUCACUUUUCGCCGAUCCCAGACUAUGACCAAGCUUCUUCAGAGAGAGGGCCACUCAGUGAACCCGCCUCGACUCCUUCGAGUUCGGUGCUGCCUCGGCAUGGGGCCCAACUUCCAUCCCUCCAGCCGGAGGGAUACCAAACCAGUUACAAAACGAGACAGCCGACGGGAUUCGUUCCUGUCACCGCACAAUGUCGGGAAAAGAUCUUGAGUCUUCUAUCUGACUAUGCGAAUGUGGUUCCAAACCCUUCGCUGCCUUCGCGGCAUGCUCUAUCGCGGUGUCUGACUGGGUAUCUUAUGGGCUUUCAUGAUCAUUACCCCGUGGUACAUAUGCCCACGCUGGAUGUCGAGUCCAUGACUCUGCCACUUUUCCUCUCCAUGGCAGCGCUAGGGGCACGGUAUUGUCGCGAACCAGAUACCAGCCACCAUCUCUAUCAAAUUGCCAAGCCCGUUACCCUCGAGCAUGUGCGCCGGGUCUUUCAAUCCGGGACGAUGCCCGCCGCCAGUGCGGCUGAAGAUAACGACACCCUAGAGACCGUACAAGCACUCUUGUUCCUCACCUCUGUCUCCUCAUGGUUCAUCAACAACCCACCAUACCACGAGGCCUUGUCGUUCCGCAGCCUGAUGGAGACGCUGGUACGCAAAGGCGGGUUAAACCGUCUACCGGAUCACGAUGGAUCUUGGGAAAGCUGGAUCCAGCGAGAACGAGUCAAACGCACCAAGCUGAUUGUAUUCUGCUUCUUCAACAUUCAUACCAUCGUCUUCGAUCUGCCCCCGGUAAUCCUAACCGAGGAGGUCGCGAUAGAUCUGCCGUGCACGGAAAAGGAAUGGCAAGCAUCACAAGCCGAAAUCUGGCAGGCAGAGCGCAGCCAGAGUCCCGGUGAACCGAAAUUCCAGGAUGCGCUGGCCACGCUCUUCAAUCCUUCCAGCAGCGAAGUGGAGCGCUUCUCCUCUCUCGGCGGCUAUGUGCUCAUCCACGCUAUCCUGCAGGAUAUCUGGCUGAUGACCAAGGCGGGUCGACUCCCCGUCUCCCGACGCAGCCGGUUCGGACCGCCACCGGCAUCAACGCAGGAGAUCGUGGCCGUCGAGCAGGCGCUGGAACGGUGGUGUCAAUGCUGGGAGCGCAAUCAGGAAUCGUCUAUCGACCCUCUUAGCCCGCAUGGCCCACUCUCCUUUACAUCGGCCGCUCUGCUCCGACUCGCAUAUAUCCGGCUGAACGCAGACUGUGGUUCUGCCCGACAAUUGCAGACGUGGGACCCGGUCCAGAUCGCGUUCAGCCUGAAAGAGAAUCUGCACGUACGGCGAGGCGACCGUCUAACACGGGCAGCACUCCACUGCGCUCACGCGCUGAGCACGCCCGUUAAACUGGGUCUUAGUUUCGUAGCUCACUCGCAGGUCGUGUUGUGGUCUAACCAACAUGCCUUGUGCUCCUUAGAGUGUGCCGUGCUGCUAGCCAAAUGGCUCGAGGCCAUCACUGUAGAGCACCCAGGUCCACCCCUGACCGAGCAAGAAACCCGGCUGCGGGAUUUCGUACUGGAGAUGGUCAUGGAGGUCCAGCAUGGGGUCUCGCGCGAGUGGUUGCUCGCCACCAACACCCGACUCAGCGCCGCGGUCACACGUCUGUGGGCGCGGUUAUUUACGGCGGACUAUAUCUGGGAGAUGGUCAAUUUGAUCGGGCGGUCUCUAAAUAGCUAUGCAGACCUGCUAGAGCGAGAUUGA
Messenger RNA from Penicillium lagena, 2319 nucleotides. RefSeq names its product transcription factor domain-containing protein. Gene Ontology annotation, cellular component: chromatin. The record is from RefSeq and is a predicted model, not a curated record. NCBI's taxonomy places the organism in Eukaryota, Fungi, Ascomycota, Eurotiomycetes, Eurotiales, Aspergillaceae. Gene Ontology annotation, biological process: regulation of transcription by RNA polymerase II; DNA-templated transcription. The coding region runs from base 1 to 2319 and encodes 772 amino acids. Gene Ontology annotation, molecular function: RNA polymerase II cis-regulatory region sequence-specific DNA binding; DNA-binding transcription factor activity, RNA polymerase II-specific; zinc ion binding. The transcript is spliced from 2 exons.